This is a messenger RNA of Arvicanthis niloticus (Nile rat), 913 nucleotides long. It is a transcript of the gene Tnfrsf4, whose product is annotated as TNF receptor superfamily member 4. NCBI's taxonomy places the organism in Eukaryota, Metazoa, Chordata, Mammalia, Rodentia, Muridae. Gene Ontology annotation, molecular function: protein binding; tumor necrosis factor receptor activity. Gene Ontology annotation, cellular component: external side of plasma membrane. The record is from RefSeq and is a predicted model, not a curated record. Gene Ontology annotation, biological process: inflammatory response.
AUGUAUGUGUGGGUUCAGCAGCCCACAGCACUUCUGCUCCUGGGACUCACACUUGGAGUUACAGCGAGGAGGCUCAACUGUGUUGAAAAUACCUACCCAAGUGGUCACAAGUGCUGUCGUGAGUGCCAGCCAGGCAAUGGUAUGGUGAGCCGCUGUGAUCACACCAGGGACACUAUAUGUCAUCCAUGCGAACCUGGCUUCUACAAUGAGGCUGUCAAUUAUGAUUCCUGCAAGCAGUGUACACAGUGCAACCAUCGAAGUGGAAGUGAACUCAAGCAGAAUUGCACACCUACUCAGGAUACUGUCUGCCAAUGUAGACCAGGCACCCAACCCCGGCAAGACAGCGGACACAAGCUUGGAGUUGACUGUGUUCCCUGCCCUCCUGGCCACUUUUCUCCAGGCAACAACCAGGCCUGCAAGCCCUGGACCAAUUGUACCUUAUCUGGAAAGCAGACCCGCCACCCAGCCAGUAACAGCUUAGACACAGUCUGUGAGGACAGAAGCCUCCUGGUCACACUGCUCUGGGAGACCCAGCGUACUACAUUCAGACCAACCACCACUGUCCAGUCCACCACGGUCUGGCCCAGGACUUCUCAGUUGCCCUCUACAACCACCUUGGUGGCUCCUGAGGGCCCUGCAUUUGCUGUUAUCCUUGGCCUAGGCCUGGGCCUGCUUGCUCCCUUGACUGUUCUGCUGGCCUUGUACCUGCUCCGAAAGGCUUGGAGAUUGCCUAACACUCCCAAACCUUGGGGAAACAGCUUCAGGACCCCUAUCCAGGAGGAACAGACCGACACACACUUUACCCUAGCCAAGAUCUGAGCAAUACCACAGGAGUGGAUUUUAUGGGGCGUGGACAACCCAUAUGCUGAUGCCUGCCAGCACCCUCCACACCGUUCUAGGUGCUGGGCUGGCU